AUGGCCCAGGAGACCAAAUCUGAAUUUCGGGGCACGAAACCCCUCCCGUACGAAUUGCGCCAACAUUGUGCCAUCUACUUUGAGGAGAAGCUAUACUCCCAAGCUUUAACGCUGCUAUUGCAUAUAUUAUCCUACGGAACCCCGACGCACGCCCCGGCAUAUGUGCCAGCCCCCCAGCAUUUAGCGCUCGCAGCAACUUUGCUCGUGCACCCGACUACCACCACCAAAGCGAAAUCAAAAGAGGAGAAAGACUCAGCAAGUGCGGCACUACAGCUACUCCGGCUCACCUUACAGUUGGUGGGACCGAUCUCCUCGAAACUAAACGUUGCAUUCACAUUCACGCACUUCGACUCAUCAAGACAUGGCCGUCAGUGGAAGGUUGAUGAGCAGACAACAUCUGUCUCCGGAUUUGAUGACGACGAGACACCAUUGAACCUGGACCUUGCAAAGUCAAAGUCCAUAUGGUCGCGAGCUGAGGAUUUCUGGCAUGCAGUUGGCUGGACAUUUAAUUGUUCGGUCCUAUACCCACGACGCUGGGAAAGGUGGCAGAUAUGGCUUGAAUACAUGUGUCUGGCCAUGGAAAUGGACUGGAUAGAGCGAGAGAAAAUGGUCGUUGCAGACAGUGCGAACAAGUCGGAAGAUCCGUUGAAAGACAGCUUGAUAUGGAAAUUUAUUGAUACAGAUACUACGGGUUAUGGUCGGAACCGGCGUAUACUGCGAGCUAUUUUUGCCGAUGGUAGCGCCACUGCAUUAACUGAGUUUCGCGAGGUUUUCAAAAAUGAGUUAAAAGAGCAGCAGCAAGGAGAAGAUAAUAAGACCCCCAACUCGAGGAAGAGAACAGAAGUGAAUAUCGAUGAAGACGAGUAUGGCGAUUAUCUCUUCCAGGAUGAAGAUGAUUCAGAUGUGCCGGACAAAUCUACAAGAACUCGACCUAAACGUGCUCGUCGAGGUACAAGAGUCGCUGACCUGACUCUCAUUGGAGAAACGGCAGCAAAAGAAGAACAGAAAGCGAAAAAGGUGGCGGAUGAUGCUCAGGCCAAGGGCGAUGUCGCUGCUUACGGUGGCUUUCACUCUCUCGAACUUCGGCAACGUCUAUUAAGUCUCUUGAUCAAAGUGUCUCUAGCCAUGCCAAAAACAUUCAUGCCCACCGAUGCUCUCUACCACUUAUUCGUGGAAAACAUUCGACACCUCCCGCUCCCCAUCUUUCAGACCUUUGUCUCACCGCAAACACUCCCCUGGAUGACAGUAGACGCCCAAAGCACAUUAUGCGAGACCCUGAUUCUGCGCAUGCGAGAAAGCGCCGCUCCAAAUUCAAAUGAUGCCUAUCUGCAUCAACAAAAACUCCAAGAAUGCUACCUCCCGUACUCCGCCAAUACAACCAGUGCAGUCGAUAAUGCCAAGUACUCGAUUCUGCUGGAAGCAUUGACUAUUUUAUUAGCUAGGAACGACGCGCUUCGCAACACCCCCAUCUUGAGAGAAGCGGUCAUGACGGGCAAUGAGAGGAGAAUAGCGAAAGCCGAAGCAGAGAUUCGUCGAAACAAAACCAGUCGCAAGAUGGAAGGCGAUGAGUGGUCGUGGCUGGUUGAGAGUGCGGAUCGGUUGCUUUAUUUGGUGGAAGAGUUAUUGCCUCAGGUUGAUGUCUCGGAUGAAGAUUGA
Molecule: messenger RNA, 1656 nt
Organism: Talaromyces marneffei
Lineage: Eukaryota; Fungi; Ascomycota; Eurotiomycetes; Eurotiales; Trichocomaceae
Exons: 2
Coding region: 1-1656 (551 amino acids)
Source: RefSeq, a predicted model, not a curated record